This is a messenger RNA of Candoia aspera, 1427 nucleotides long. RefSeq names its product zinc finger containing ubiquitin peptidase 1 (gene ZUP1). The coding region runs from base 58 to 1299 and encodes 413 amino acids. The transcript has 9 exons. NCBI's taxonomy places the organism in Eukaryota, Metazoa, Chordata, Lepidosauria, Squamata, Candoiidae. The record is from RefSeq and is a predicted model, not a curated record.
UGGCUUUCUUGCGUUCCCAGAAGGAGGAGCCGCUCGGGGCUGUCCCGCAGGAGGGUAAUGGACAUAUCCGGGAGAGGUCGGCAGGGAAGUCCGCCUGCCGGUGCUCGCGCUAUUCCUCCGUCUCCGCUUCCCGAAAGUGGUCAGGGUCUAUAUGAAUGCCCAAUAUGCCAUCUUCUGUGCACUGAUUAUCCAAUUCUGCAAGAACAUGUUGAACUGCACUUGGGUGAAUGCAGCAUUUUAGAAGGAAGAAAUUUGAAUGAUCUAGAAUUGGCACAGCAUCUUCAAAAUGAAGAGGAUAGGCAAAGAAGAACAGAAACAGCAAGACAAGAAAAAGAUGAUUUCCAAAAGCUGCAGAGACAAUAUGGUUUAGAUGGUUCUGGAGGGUACAAGCAGCAGUCACUAAAAGCCAUGGCAAAAGAAGUAGCUUUUGGAAGAAUGCAACCAUCUGAAUAUCACAGGAGAAAAGCUGAUAUGUUGGAAUCUCUGGCUUUUGGCAUUGAUGAUGGAAAGACAAAGACUUCAGGAAUUACUGAAGCAUUGUGCCAGUACUAUCAGAAUGAAUGCAAAGACAUAAAGCACGUGUGGCUUUCUACAGGAGUGGAUCACUUCCACUGUUCUCUUGGAGACAGAGGCUGGGGUUGUGGUUAUAGGAACUUUCAAAUGCUGUUUUCUUGUCUUUUGAGAAAUAGCUCCUAUAAAGAUGGCUUGAAAGAUAAUUCAUCAGUUCCUUGUAUUCCAAAAAUUCAAACAUCAAUUGAAGAUGCCUGGAAAGAAGGCUUUGAUCCCCAAGGAGCUUCUCAUUUCAACAGCAGAUUACAAGGAGCUAAAGCAUGGAUAGGAGCAUGUGAAAUUUAUUCACUCUUAACUUCUCUCAGGCUAAAGUGUCAAAUUAUUGACUUCCAUCAGUCUACUGGCCCUUCUGGCACACACCCUCGUUUGUUUGAAUGGGUAUUAAACUAUUACUCUUCAGGUAAAGAAAACAAUGCAAAGGUUAUGAGUACCUCCAAGCCACCAAUUUAUCUUCAGCACCAAGGUCAUAGUCGUACCAUUGUUGGAAUUGAGGAAAGAAAAAACAGAUGUUUAUGUCUACUAAUAUUUGAUCCGGGCUGCCCUUCACAAGAAAUGCAAAAGCUCUUAAAAGGCAUUGAUGGGAACAAUCUAAAAUUCCUUCGAAGGCUUCCAGGAGGCUUAAAGCAUAAGCAGUAUCAAAUAGUGGCUGUAGAUGGUGUGCUGACAGAAGAGGAAAAAGUUGCUCGUAGGCAGGCUUCUCAACUCUUCACAGCGCAGAAAAUUCCUUGAAAUAAUAAUUCCUGAAAAAAUGGAACAGAUUAAAAGCUGCAAGGGAGAUCUGUUCGUACAGGUUGUUGAGUGACGUUCAUAGCAUUUUUUAAGCAUUUCAAAAUAAAUAUUGAAACAAUUAAUUCUUA